Pteronotus mesoamericanus is the source of this 1373-nucleotide messenger RNA. It is a transcript of the gene GDF9, whose product is annotated as growth differentiation factor 9. The record is from RefSeq and is a predicted model, not a curated record. The transcript is spliced from 2 exons. Gene Ontology annotation, molecular function: cytokine activity; growth factor activity. NCBI's taxonomy places the organism in Eukaryota, Metazoa, Chordata, Mammalia, Chiroptera, Mormoopidae. The coding region runs from base 1 to 1353 and encodes 450 amino acids. Gene Ontology annotation, cellular component: extracellular region.
AUGGCCCUACCCAGCAAAUUCCUUUUUUGGUUUGGCUGCUUUUCCUGGCUGGGUUUUCCUAUUAGCCUUGGUUCUCAGGCUUCUAGGGAAGAAGCUCAGGUUGCAGCCAGUGCUGAGCUGGAAUCUGAGGCUGAACCUUGGUCCCUGCUGCAGCCUCCAGGUGGGAGAAACAGAACUGGCCUCCUUUCCCCGCUCUUCAAAGUUCUGUGUGAUGGGCAAGGUGGGGCCCCUAGGCUGCAGCCAGACUCCAGAGCUUUGCGCUACAUGAAGAGGCUCUAUAAGGCAUAUGCUACCAAGGAGGGGAUCCCUAAGUCCAACAGAAGUCACCUCUACAACACUGUUCGGCUCUUCACCCCUUCUGUCCAGCAUGAGCAGGCCUCUGUGGACCAGAUGACAGGAGCCACGCCAUCAGUGGACCUGCUGUUUAGCCUGGAUCGUGUUACUGCUGUUGAACACUUACUCAAGUCAGUCUUGCUAUACACUUUCAACAACUCAGUUUCUUUCCCCUCUGCUGCUAAAUGCAUGUGCCACCUGGUGAUGAAAGAGCCAGAGUCUUCUAGCAAGACUCUCCCUAGAGCUUCACACUUCUUUUCCUUUACAUCACAGUUUGAAUUUAGAAAGAAAUACAAAUGGGUUGAGGUUGACGUGACCGCCCUGCUUCAUCCUCUAGUGGCCUCCGACAAGAGAAGUAUUCACAUGUCUGUGAACUUGACGUGUGUGAAAGACCAGCUGCAGCCCGCUUCAGCACGGGACGGCCCCUUUAGCCUGGUUCCCCCCUCACUGCUUCUCUAUCUGAACGACACAAGCGCUCACGCUUAUCACAGGUGGUAUUCCCUCCACUAUAAAAGGAGCCCCUCACAGGCCCCUGCCCAGAGAGGGCUGUCUGCCUGUCCCACGGGAGAAGAGGCUGCCAAGGGAGUAAGAUCUUCCCGUCACCGCAGAGGUCAGCAAACGGUCCGCUCAGAAUUACAGAAGCCUCUGGCUCCAGCUUCCUUCAAUCUAAGUGAAUACUUCAAACAGUUUCUUUUUCCCCAAAAUGAGUGUGAGCUCCAUGACUUUAAACUCAGCUUUAGUCAGCUGAAGUGGGACAGCUGGAUUGUGGCCCCGCAUAGAUAUAACCCUCGGUACUGUAAAGGGGACUGUCCGAGGGCAGUCGGGCACCGGUACGGCUCUCCGGUUCACGCCACGGUGCAGAACAUCAUCUAUGAGAAGCAGCUUGACUCCUCAGUGCCAAGACCGUCGUGCGUGCCCGCCACAUACAGCCCUUUGAGUGUGUUGGCUGUUGAGCCCGAUGGCUCGAUUGCUUAUAAGGAAUAUGAAGAUAUGAUAGCCACUAAGUGCACCUGUCGUUAAUGUGUGGUCCUCUAAACUAA